This is a messenger RNA of Cannabis sativa, 5452 nucleotides long. RefSeq names its product phospholipase D delta. The record is from RefSeq and is a predicted model, not a curated record. The transcript has 10 exons. Gene Ontology annotation, molecular function: calcium ion binding; D-type glycerophospholipase activity. The coding region runs from base 470 to 3001 and encodes 843 amino acids. Gene Ontology annotation, biological process: phosphatidylcholine metabolic process; phospholipid catabolic process. Lineage: Eukaryota; Viridiplantae; Streptophyta; Magnoliopsida; Rosales; Cannabaceae. Gene Ontology annotation, cellular component: plasma membrane.
UGAACCAAUUACUUUUAUUUAAGAUCUCACAUAUUAAGAGUGACUUGAUAUAUAUAGGUGUAUAUUAUAUUUGUUUUUAUAAAUUUGGUAGGAAUAUAUCACUAAAGCGGAAACCCCCACGUGUUACAUACAUGCAAAGUAUGUGAAUGAAUGAAUAACAUGCACACAUACACAACACAACCCUCGUAAUAAUAAGUUUCCAUAUUUUCUUAUUUUUAAUUUUUUAACACUAACAAAUUUCCAACCUUUGCCUUUAAUUUACCGCCUUCGGUUAUCGCCGUUGGCUUUCGUCGGAAAGAACCCACGGCAAAUCCUUUGUUCUCUACUCCAUGACCAUCUGAUCAUUCAGUAGUAUCACAUAAUAAUACGCCACCGUUUUUGGUUCCUCCGCUGAUAGCCAACGCCUUCGCUUUUCUUCCAUCUUCAAACCACCAUUUAUUUUAUAUAAAAGUAACCUCGCUUUUAUUCAAUGGUGGAAGACAAGCCAGAGUCCGUGGUUUACCUCCACGGUGACCUUGAUUUGAAAAUCAUAGAGGCACGGUGCUUGCCGAAUAUGGAUUUGGUCUCGGAGCGUGUUCGCCGAUUUUUCGCAGCUUUCAAAACUUGCCAUUCGCCAUUUUCAAGCAGUCACAAGCAUAAGGUUCACCGGAAUAUAAUCACCAGCGAUCCCUACGUCACCGUCUGCCUUGCCGGAGCAAGAGUUGCUCGAACUCGCGUCAUCUCCAAUAACCAGAACCCCAAAUGGAACGAGCGCUUCAAGAUUCCUUUGGCACAUCCAGUCUCUCACAUUGAGUUCUAUGUUAAAGACAACGACAUGUUCGGAGCCGAUCUGAUCGGAGUUGCGUCGGUCUCUGCUCAGAAAAUAUUAACCGGCGAGGCGAUUAGCGAUUGGUUCCCAGUGAUCGGCUCAUUAGGGAAACCGCCCAAACCCAACUCCGCUAUCAAAAUCGAGAUGAGAUUUACAAAAUGCGACGACAACCCAAUGUAUCGCUUCGGCAUAUCGUCCGAUCCAGACAAUUACGGAAUCAGAAAUUGCUAUUUUCCGGUCAGGCAAGGAGGGUCGGUGACGCUGUAUCAGGAUGCCCAUUUUCCGGAUUCGAUGGGCAACAAAAUUGAAUUGGAUAAUGGGGCUCUGUUCAAGCAGGAAAAGUGUUGGGAGGACAUUUGUCACGCCAUUUUAGAGGCCCAUCAUAUGGUUUACAUUGCUGGUUGGUCAAUCUAUCACAAGGUGAAGCUGGUGCGAGAGCCAACUAAGCCAUUGCCUAGUGGUGGGAAUUUGAAUUUGGGGGAAUUGCUCAAGUAUAAAUCCCAAGAAGGAGUACGAGUUCUUCUUCUUGUUUGGGAUGAUAAGACUUCACAUAGCAAAUUUUUUCUCAAUACGACUGGAGUUAUGCAAACUCAUGAUGAAGAGACCCGCAAGUUUUUCAAGCACUCGUCUGUUACAUGUGUGUUGUCACCUAGAUAUGCCAGCAGUAAGCUUAGCAUUUUCAAGCAACAGGUCGUUGGAACCCUCUUUACGCAUCAUCAGAAAUGUGUAAUUGUGGAUUCACAAGCACCGGGGAAUUACAGGAAGGUAACUGCCUUUAUAGGAGGUCUGGAUCUUUGUGAUGGCCGCUAUGACACACCUCAGCAUCGACUAUUUCGUGAUCUUGACACUGUAUUUCAGGAUGAUUAUCACAAUCCAACUUUUUCUGCUGGAACUAAGGGUCCAAGGCAACCAUGGCAUGAUUUACAUUGCAAAAUUGAAGGUCCUGCAGCAUAUGAUGUGCUUAAAAAUUUUGAGCAACGUUGGAGAAAAGCUACAAAAUGGUCAAAAUUGGGGCAACAUUUUAAGCGGGUUUCUUAUUGGCAUGAUGAUGCUUUGAUAAAGUUGGAUCGCAUAUCUUGGAUUCUUAGUCCUUCUCCUGGAAUUCCCAAUGAUGAUCCUGCAUUAUGGGUUUCCAAGGAAGAUGAUCCUGAAAACUGGCAUGUUCAGGUUUUCAGAUCUAUAGAUUCAGGAUCUUUGAAAGGAUUUCCUAAAGAUAUUUAUGUAGCAGAGGCUCAGAAUCUUGUCUGUGCAAAAAACUUGGUUAUAGAUCAGAGCAUUCAAACAGCAUACAUCCAAGCAAUCAGAGCUGCACAACAUUUCAUUUAUAUUGAGAAUCAAUAUUUUAUCGGGUCAUCGUAUGCAUGGCCUGCUUACAAAGAUGCAGGUGCUGAUAAUUUAAUCCCCGUCGAGUUGGCUUUAAAGAUUGCUAGUAAAAUAAGAUCCAAAGAGAGAUUUGCUGUGUAUAUUGUGAUGCCAAUGUGGCCUGAAGGUGUACCAUCUUCGGCUACAGUGCAAGAAAUACUAUUUUGGCAGGGACAAACAAUGCAAAUGAUGUAUGAAGUUGUAGCAGAAGAAUUGAAAUCCAUGCACAUUGAGAAUGCACAUCCACAGGACUAUCUAAACUUUUACUGUCUUGGUAAUCGAGAGGAAUUGCCCAAAGGAGAGACACCUAACCAUACUUCAAAGGGCGGAGACACGGUUUCAGCCUCACAAAAGUUUCAACGAUUUAUGAUCUAUGUUCAUGCCAAAGGUAUGAUAGUAGACGAUGAGUAUGUUAUAAUAGGUUCAGCCAAUAUUAACCAAAGGUCUAUGGCUGGUUCAAGAGACACUGAGAUAGCCAUGGGUGCAUAUCAGCCUUAUCAUACGUGGGGUAAGAGAAAACGACAUCCACAUGGCCAGGUGUACGGAUACAGAAUGUCACUUUGGGCAGAGCACUUGGGGGUGGUAGAAGAUGGAUUCAAAGAGCCUGAAAGUUUGGAUUGUGUGAAACGAGUGAACCAAAUAGCUCAAGUUAAUUGGGAGAAUUUCGUAGCAGAGGAGUUUGCACCAUUGCAGGGUCACCUGAUUAAAUACCCAGUAGAGGUAGAUGCUAAUGGGAAGGUUGGUCCCUUGCCUGGACGAGAGACUUUCCCUGAUGUUGGUGGUAAAGUGCUUGGAUGCCGUUCUAACCUUCCUGAUGCUCUAACUACAUGAGCUAUUCAUUCCUAUAACUCUUCUCAGUUUUGGUAACUUCACCCCCCAAACUACUAAUCAAUAUAUUUAGUUGACUAAUUUAUAUAUAUAUAUAUAUAUGUAUACAUAUGUAUAUAUAUGACCUUGUAAUAUGUUACCCUUCAUACAUAGCUGUCAGUCCAAUUGGUUUCACAUUAACUGUCCGAAGUAAUAUAGAUGGAAAUCAGGUUCUAAUUUCACUAAACAAAUUGUUCAAUUGUAUUGUUUAUUAUCAAAAUUUAUAUAUACGUACGUACAGUAUGUGUUUGAAGCUACUCUUGCAAUUCCCUUAUGAUCAUAUCCGAAAACUAUUAUAACCCUUAUAUUAGAAAAACAUAAUAAUUUACCUCUUUUCUGGUUUCUAUUGGCUGUUGUAUCUCAUUUUAAACGAUCAUCGACAAUAGUAAGUUGAAUGCAAAGUGUAGUAUGCUGGAUUUGGAAUGUGAAUUGGUUUUAUUGACAAAUUAUUACCAAUUUUUUUUGGCUUAACACCAAUUUAUUUUAUUUACUUCCGUUUCACUUAGUUUCUAUAAGCAUUUUUUUAGUUUUUUAGAAUUAAAAAAACACUUCUAAAUGUGUUUGGAUAAAAAUAAUUAUCUAAACAGUCAAAAUAAAUUGAAGCUUAUACUUAUAUUAUUAUAAUGAUCUAAUUCUAGCUUAAGUAGAAACUGAAUUUUGAAUCUUCAAAAUCUUCACAUCAAGUCGUAUAUAGCAAACAAAACACAAAAUAUAUUUAGCAUAAACAAGAAUUCUCAAAAUUAACACACUCGUAUAUAUAUAUAAUAUUGUCGUACUUAUAGUCCUAGGAGUGUACUGCAAGCAUUGUACUGCACUACAAAUUGUACUAGCUAGUUAGUACUUGAAGUUACAAGACAAUAUAAAAUCAUUCUUCCUAUGUAUAAACAUGAACGAUUAUGUUCUUCACCCUCCUCUGUUCUUCUUAGAUCCAUUAUUUUCGUCAAAUGAUGCUCGCAUAUCGAUCCAAGAGACUAUACACAUAUAGUCGUGUUAUUGCUUAUAUAUAUAGAUGUAUGUAUAUGUAUAUAUUGUAGGUGAGAUGGACCAUUAAGGUGAAUUAGGUGCGGUGCAGUGGAGUUUAUCCAAUUCCAGAUAUAUGGCUUCAGAUAUCAAAAGGUUUGUGUUACAACUUAGAAUUUUCAUUUCUUUUCAUGGUUCUUAUUACUUUGAUCGAGAAAGCAAAUUGUUAGAUUUGUGGUAGUUUAGUUUAUUCGGAAGACCAAAAUGUAGAAAACCUCUUUAUAUGGAUAUGUAGGUCCAUCCACAUAAAACUUCCUUUCGUUCACUCUUUUUUAAUUUUAUGUAUCAACAAUAAGAAUAAAAAUAAAAAAAUCUGUUAAAAAAUCUCCUUUAAUUUUCUAUGUACCUUUAAAACUGAUUUUCAUAGAACGGUUUUAGGUAAUUUAAGUCAAGACACAGCUUGAAAAUAGUUUAAUAUAUCCGAAACUCACAUUAACAAUUAUUUGAAAAGAGCAAUAAUGCCCAUUGUUAAGGAUUUUAGAUAAACUGACAUUAACAAUAAUUAUUUGAAAGUCUAUAUAAUAAUAAUCCUUUGUUCUCAUUUUUGUUUUAAUAUCAAUGCUAAAAGAACAGGGCAAAUUGGAUAUGUUAAUGUAUAUAUAGAUGAUAAAUAAACAAAUUUCUGAAGAAAAAAACACACGUAUAGAGAGUACGUACCGGCCUCACACAUUAAUUUUCGUAUGAUAAUUAAGAUAAAAAUUAAGGAACAAACGAAGUAAAAAAAGUUAAGAAGAAAUAAAAGAUAAGAUAAUUAAAUUUAAAUUAAAGAAAAUGGAGAACAUAUAUAAAUAGAUCUCAGUUACAUUAUAUAUAGGUGCAACAACUUAAUUAAUUAACAGUGACUUUGCCAACCAUACCAGCUCCCUGGUGAGGAGCACAGUAGAAGGAGUAAGAACCUUUCUCAGUCAAAGUAACAGCGUAGGUCUCUCCAGGGGCGUUAAGAAGGUCUUCCUCAGACAUGGAAAUCUUUGAUGCGUCCACACCACUUGGAACCUCGUCCUCGUCGAAAACAACGUUGUGAGGGAACCCAGCAUUGUUCUUGAACACAAUCUUAUCUCCAGAGCUGAUGGUGAAGUUGUUAGGCUCGAAUACCAGCCCACCGUCACUGCUUCCCAACAAAACGUCCUGAGCCAUGGCGCUGCUCGCAAGUAUGGCGCUAGCUGCGGUUGCAGCCACAAUAACACCCACGUCCUUGAGCGAAGCCUUGAUCAAGCUCAUCUUCGCCACUGGGGUGCUGACUACUUUAACACCAGUGGUGGUGUUCAUCAUUUUGGUGGAGCCGGCGGUGACCUUGAGGCCGGUGAAUGAUGGGAUGGUGACUGAUGCAGAUGUCAUGGUGGCCAUGGUAAGUGGUGAGAGUGUGGAUUGGAUUGGAUUGGAUUGAGAGAGGGGAUC